Maniola jurtina (meadow brown) is the source of this 1160-nucleotide messenger RNA. RefSeq lists its product as uncharacterized. Gene Ontology annotation, molecular function: serine-type endopeptidase activity. The record is from RefSeq and is a predicted model, not a curated record. Bases 222 to 1121 code for a protein of 299 amino acids. Gene Ontology annotation, biological process: proteolysis. Lineage: Eukaryota; Metazoa; Arthropoda; Insecta; Lepidoptera; Nymphalidae. The transcript has 7 exons.
AAUGCGCAAAUCCAAUCCCAUUUCUAAUAACUUUUGUUUACAAAUCGUAACUUUACGCUUACGACGACGUUUGAAUAAUAUAAUCAUUAAACUAUUCUUUCCAAUCUGAAAAAAUUCUUAUUUUUAGUACAUGCCUAGUUACUUACCUAUUAAUAAAAUAAGUGAAAUUGAAAAACGCAGAAAUAACUAGUUAUUAUUGUAUUCCUCGUUCGAAAAUAAAAAUGGGGGCUGGACAAAUUGGAGGAAUAGCUACAAUGUUGGAUAUAGAUUUCAAUAAUGCCGCAGGAUUUCAAGGUGUGCCGGCUCAAGUGACUGAAGGACAAUUUAUUGUGUACUACUUAUCUCACGCAAUGCUGUUCUGCGUGGGAACUCUAAUAGAAGCGCACGUAGUCCUUACCCCAGCGAUAUGCGUAUUUGGAGAAAGAUAUAAGUUUGAAAUAUUCGCCGGUACGCAUAGAUUUUUGGAAAAUUCUGGCACGGGACGGAUUGUGCAGCAUCUGUGUAUACACAGAGGUUAUAAUCACACGCUACGAUGGCAGGCCUGUUCCACUGAUAACUUGGCUCUACUGGUGCUGAAUCAGCAGUUUUCCUUCCACAAACGAGAGCCACACACUGAAUAUAUAAUAAACAGGGUUCGAUAUGGAGUGAUCAGUGAUUUAAACAAACGCAUUGGUGAUACUUCAUGUCGGUUUUAUGGCUGGGGAAGUAGACGAAAUGGAUAUUUGGUGCCUUUACUGAUACACUUAUAUCGCGUUGACGCUACUAUAGUACAUGCUGACCAUUGUCCAAUGAUAUGGGAUAAAGGAGAUAAAUAUCUUUGCAUCAAACAGCCCAAAUGUAAGUCAGAAAAGCAUGGAGCAUUGUGUCCAGAUGACUUAGGCACUGUACUGGUGUGUUCCGGUUACAUUCAAGGCAUGAUGACGUCACGACUCAUAGACCGCCCCUGCGGCGUCGGGUUCGUGGACAUUAGUCUCUACAACAAAUUCCUUACGUGCGGCGUCGACGACUCUCGAGACGUUAUCGACCACGAUGACUUCAUGUCCUUAGAGUACCAUGCAGCCCCAAUGCCCUCAUUGUUAACCACACCUCAUGAUGACAUAACAACUGAGUCUAGGUUUUAAGCUUUUGUUUCUUCACUAAUAAGUAGAUCUUUGAACAUG